CUUGAGAUUCCCCCCGCGCUCCGGCGUCCGUACAUCGAUACAAAUCUCUUAAUCUCCAGAAUGGAUUCUCACCUCAUUCACCGUCUUGCCCCAUUCUUCCGGCUAAUAACUCUCCACGUCAAGACGACUGCCAGCACAGGGAGAGGAGUCAGAGAAGUUCUUUGCACAGCAAAGAGCAAGAGCAGCCUAUCUGCUCUGAGGGAGAGGAGCCUGUCCCGCUUCGCUUCGCCGUACUACCUGCGACUUACCGCACGCUAUCUUCCGCCUACGGAUCCUCGUUAUUGAGAAUUCUCAAGAUUGACUCGAAUCGCUGUGACGAUGGCGGCUCGUCUGCAGCUGUCCCUCCCUCUCCCCUUCGGCUCCCUCCCUUUCCUCUCCCUCCUCCUCCUUCUCGUGCUUUCCGCUGCUUCCGCGGUUAACGGAGUGGAGUACGAGUCCAGCUUUUGUGACCGCUACGUGCGCUACCUCGGGCUUACCUGCCGCGAGUACCAGGUUACCACAGUGGACGGUUACGUCCUCAACUUCCAACGCAUCCGUAACGCAACAGCUUAUAACGCGUCCACUGCUGCAGCAACAGCAUCUGCUGCUGCUCCAACCACCGCCAACGCUACCACCUCCUCCUCCUCUUCCUCCUCCUCCUCCUCCUCCUCCUCCUCCUCCUCCUCCUCCUCCUCCUCCUCCUCCUCCUCCUCCUCCUCCUCCUCCUCCUCCUCCUCCUCCUCCUCCUCCUCCUCCCCUCCCUACCCUGUGCUUCUAGACCACGGGCUUAUACUGGGCGGCGAGCUCUGGUUCGGCCUCGCUAAUGUCACAGUUGACCCUAUCGCGUAUAAGAGGCUGCCUGUGAUUCUAGCGAAUAGGGGCAUGGACGUGUGGGUGGUCAACCACCGCUGCACCGAGUUCUCUCCCCGCCACGUCACCUACAGCACCACCCACACCACCCAGUGGCAAUACUGGGACUGGGAUUUCGACCAGCUGGUGCAGUUCGACCUCCCUGCAGUGCUGAGAGUCGUCACUGCCGUCUCUGGCGCCCCUAAAGUGCACCUCGUGGGAUAUAACCAGGGCGCCAUGCUCCCCUUCGCCCUCGCAUCCACCUACCCCGAGUACACCCGCCAGACAGUCGCCUCUGUGGCUGCCAUUGCCCCAAUUGCUUACCUAGUGAACAUCACAUCGCCCGUGCUGGACCCAUGGGCUAACAACUGGAGCCCUGACAUUUUUUUCUACCAGAAUCGCGUGCUCAAUGGAGCCUACAACCUCACAGCGACGGAGGUUCUAGUCUCGACUCUUCGCCGGGUGGGGUUCAACUUCUACACUGUAUUCACUCCCUCAGGGAAUGUACAGGACAUCCUCAGUAACGUCACAGGUCCCAUCUGCUGCAUGGACCCCUACGCCCCUCCACUCUCCCUCAACCCCCAGUGGGUCGCCACUUCAUACCGCGCUCUGAUUCACUACCAGCAGGAGAUCCGAGCAAGGCAGUUCCAGCUGUGGGAUUUCCUCUCAGCUGAAGUCAACAUUGCCAACUAUGGCUCCUCCACACCCCCUCUGUACUACCCGAGCCGCCUGCCCACCAACAUUCCGGUCCUCCUUAUAUCCGGAAGCAACGAUUGGUUUGCCGACCCUCCCAAUGUGGCUCGGCUCAAGUCGCAGCUCGGCACGAGUCGGUGGUUGGAGCAUGUGGAAGUGCCCAUGUACUCACACUUUGACCUGAUCUAUGGCGAAAAUGUGCAUGUGGAUGUGUUUGCUAAAGUUGCAAAUUUUCUAGGGCCAGCAGGAAGGUAGGGAGGGAGGAUAAAAAUGUAUCAAAUUGGCGCUUGUACCGGUAUAUUAUGAUAAUACCGUAAUCCCCCGGAUAUAACACCCGCCGGAAUAGUCACUCCAUGGGUGGUUAAUACGGGGGGGAGCUUAUGAUAUGGUGCAUUUUUUAGAGUACCCGCUUUUCAGAUGACGAAUUUUACAUAACACCCUCCU
Molecule: messenger RNA, 1965 nt
Organism: Closterium sp. NIES-67
Lineage: Eukaryota; Viridiplantae; Streptophyta; Zygnematophyceae; Desmidiales; Closteriaceae
Source: the annotation of a GenBank genome assembly